Lucilia sericata (common green bottle fly) is the source of this 818-nucleotide messenger RNA. Its product is annotated as isochorismatase domain-containing protein 1. Lineage: Eukaryota; Metazoa; Arthropoda; Insecta; Diptera; Calliphoridae. Gene Ontology annotation, cellular component: cytoplasm. The transcript has 3 exons. The coding region runs from base 106 to 717 and encodes 203 amino acids. The record is from RefSeq and is a predicted model, not a curated record.
UUUUAAGUUAAUUUGUGAUUUUGCUUUGUUUCUUAUCGCCGGUACUUGUGUUACCUUUAAUUAUAAAAUAUUCAUUCGUACGAUUGGUUUUAAAUUCCACUAAAAAUGGCCUCACGUUUGCGUCAUUUAAAUCCCAAGAAGACUCUGUUUCUUUUCUGUGACAUCCAGGAAAAAUUUCGUCCUGGCAUGCCAUUAUUUGAUAAUUUUAUACAAAAUUCCAAUAAAUUAACUAAAGCUGGCAAAGAAUUGGGUAUACCUUUGAUUGUUACCGAACACUAUCCCGAACGUUUGGGCCACAGUGUUAAGGAUAUUGAUAUUAGCCAUGCUAAAGCCGUCAUAAGCAAGACUCGUUUUAGUAUGUUGGUACCGGAAUUGGACGCUAAAAUGAAGGAGAUUUUUGGCGACAAACCUGAUGAUGUUGUACUGUAUGGUUUAGAGUCCCACAUUUGUGUUGAACAAACUGCCAUGGAUCUUUUGGAACGCAACAUAAGAGUUUCUUUGGUAGCCGAUUGUGUGUGUUCUCGUUUGAAACAAGAUCGUGAUUUGGCUUUGGAACGUUUCCGUGCAGCUGGUUGCAAUGUUACUACCAGUGAAAGUGUUAUUUUCGAUUUAUUGCGUGAUAAAAAUCAUCCUAAAUUCGAUAUUGUGCGUAAAUUUGUCAAUAACCCAUCGGCUGAUAUGGAAUUAUCUUUAUCGGCAACCAAUUCCAAAUUGUAAAUAUUUUCUUGAAAAAAUUGUUUUAAGGUAAUGAAAGUUUUGUUGCAUUUUGUAAAUUGAAAUAUGUAUGUGUAUCAAAUUUGUUUAAUUUGUUUAUUAAU